Entelurus aequoreus (snake pipefish) is the source of this 3169-nucleotide messenger RNA. Its product is annotated as lamin-A-like. The transcript has 14 exons. The record is from RefSeq and is a predicted model, not a curated record. Bases 293 to 2212 code for a protein of 639 amino acids. Lineage: Eukaryota; Metazoa; Chordata; Actinopteri; Syngnathiformes; Syngnathidae.
CGCGCUGUAAUUAGCGAAGAUUGAUUGACAGAUCGUCUUCUUCUUCUUCCCUGGUGGAGUUGGUGUGCGGCUGCUCUGCAGGAACGCAGCUCGGCACCAGCGGGACUUUUUGCAUUAUUGGACGUCAUUUCAGCGAACCUGUUCUGCUGUGACGUGAACGUCCAACGUCCACGCGGGCUGCAGGUGCGCGGGAAAGGCGCAAGACGCCGCGGGAAAGUCGCGUGGUUUAAAGCGCGCGAAGGAACUUUCUGGAGGAAUCAGCCAGUGAGUCACCGCAUCGGCCCCCGUCGCCAUGGAAACGCCGAGCCAGAAGCGCAUGAGCCGCGGCGCCGCCUCCCCGGCCCGUAUCACCCGGCUGCAGGAGAAAGAGGAUCUGUGCAACCUCAACGACCGGCUGGCCGUCUACAUCGACAAGGUGCGCUCGCUGGAGGUGGAGAACGCCGGCCUGCGUCUGCGCAUCUCCGAGUCCGAGUCGUGCGUCAGCCGCGACCUCAGCGGCAUCAAGGCGGCCUACGAGAGCGAGCUGGCCGACGCCCGCAAGACCCUGGACCAGGUGGCCCGGGAGCGUGCCCGCCUGCAGCUGGAGCUGGGCAAGAUCAAGGAGGAGUACAAGGAGCUGAAAGCCAGGAACAGCAGGAAGGAGUCCGACCUGGAAGCGGCUCUGGCCCGCCUUCGAGACCUGGAGGCGCUGCUCAAUUCCAAAGAUGCCUCCCUCAGCACGGCCCUGGCGGAGAAGCGGGCCCUGGAGGCCGAGGUGAAGGACCUGAAGGCCCAGCUGGCCAAGUUGGACUUGGCCCUGGCGGACGCCAAGAGGCAGCUUCAUGACGAGAUGCUGAGGCGGGUGGAUGCUGAGAACCGCCUGCAGACCCUGAAGGAGGAGCUGGAGUUCCAGAAGAACAUCUCCAACGAGGAACUACGCGAGUCCAAGCGGCGCUACGAGUCGCGCGUGGUGGACGUGGACGGCGGGCGGCACAUUGAGUUCGAGAGCAAGCUGGCGGAGGCGCUGGCUGAGCUGAGGGCGCAGCACGAGGAGCAGGUGGGCUUCUACAAGGCGGAGCUGGAGAAGACCUUCAACUCCAAGCUGGAGAACGCCCGCCAGUCGGCCGACAGGAACAGCCACUUGGUGGGCGCCGCUCAUGAAGAGCUGCAGCAGACACGCAUGCGCAUGGAGAGCAUGUCAGGACAGCUGGGGCAGCUGCAGAAGCAGCUGUCCCUGAGCGAGGCGAAGGUGCGCGAGCUGGAGGAGACGCUGAGCCGCGAGCGUGACCUGAUGCGCAGACGUCUGGAGGAGAAGGAGCGCGACAUGGCCGCCAUGCGAGCUCGCCUGCAGAGGCAGCUGGACGAGUACCAGGAGCUGCUGGACAUCAAGCUGACGCUGGACAUGGAGAUCAGCGCCUACAGGAAGCUGCUGGAGGGCGAGGAGGAGAGGUUGCGUCUGUCGCCCAGCCCUACCCAAGCCAGGGUGACGGUGACCCGCACCUCAGGCUCCUCCCACAGCCGCCUGGGCCACACCGCCGCCUCCAGCAGCCGCACCUCCUCGGGCACGGCGGUGGCCAAGAAGCGGCGCCUCAACGACAACGACAGCGAGGCCUCCAGCGUGGUGGGCGGCACCGUCACCAAGACGCGCAUCAGCCAGCACGCCUCAGCCAGCGGCCGCGUCACCGUGGACGAGGUGGACCUGGACGGCAAGUUUGUCCGACUCUGCAACAAAAGCGACGAGGACCAAUCACUGGCCGGCUGGCAGGUGAGGAGAACGGUGGGAGGAGCCAACCCCAUCAUCUACAAGUUCCCACACAAGUUCAACCUGAAGGCUGGAGCCACCGUCACUAUCUGGGCGGCGUCCAGCGGCGGUAGCCACGCCCCCCCGUCUGACCUGCUGUGGAAGAGCCAGGACUCCUGGGGCAGCGGCGACCUCCUGCAGACGGUCCUGCUCAGCGCCAGUGGAGAGGAAAUGGCCGCCAGGAAAGUCACCCGCAGCCUCUUCCAGGAGGACGACGACGACAUGGGCGCUCACAGCACCAGCGGCGACAACGAGUACAACUUGCGCAGCCGCACCGUCAUCUGCGACUCCUGCGGACAGCCGUCUGACCGCGAUGGUUGCGGCGGCGGUGGAGGCGGCGGGGCCGACCCCCUUGUGGGACAUUCCUUUUUCAUGGGCACUAACCAGCCCAGACAGAGCGGUGUCAGGCCUGAGAACUGCGUGAUGAUGUAACACAGACGUGGUGAUGUCACGCAGACGUGAUGAUGUCACGCAGACGUGAUGAUGUCACGCAGACGUGAUGAUGUCACGCAGACGUGGUGAUGUCACGCAGACGUGAUGAUGUCACGCGGACGUGGUGAUGUCAUGCAGACGUGGUGAUGUCACGCAGACGUGAUGAUGUCAUGCAGACGUGAUGAUGUCAUGCAGACGUGAUGAUGUCAUGCAGACGUGGCCUCCUUCCUGCAGCAUCACUUCCACUGCUGGGAUCUUUCUGCUUUUCUAUCCACAUACUUAAAGGACCUUGCUCUGCGUGUACGUUGUUGCAUGUGCUAAUGCUGACACACACACACACACACACACACACACACACACACACACACACACACACACACACACACACACACACACACACACACACACACACACACACACACACACACACACACACACACACACACACACACACACACACACACACACACACACACACACACACACACACACACACACACACACACACACAGCUUUUUGUCCAGUUGAGGUAUACGUCAAGCCCUGUCAAACGUCAACACGCACAGCCUCGUAGGAGAAGGUGCACACACACACGUACACACGCACACACACACACACGUACACACACACAAACGUCAAGAUGUGAAAGUGAAAGCAACCAAGCUUCAUUUCAAGUGAAAUCCACUGAAAGGACUUUUUGAGCAGCAGUGUUGUCUUCUCAGGUGUUCUGCUGAAUGUUUUGCAUGCAAAUUGUCUUUCUUCACUUGUCAUUUGUGUUUGUUUAGCAGAAUGUUGGCCACUAAUGAGUGUUCCCUAACACCAAAGAGGUGUCGUCACUGUAAUCCUGCACUACAUGUUCAGUGCUGAUGCCGUUUGUCGUCACGGCAACCAGGGUGUGUCUUACUACGUGUUGAGUGCUGAUGCCGUUUGUCGUCACGGCAACCAGGGUGUGUCUUA